AUGGCGUCCUCCUACCCCACCAGGCCCAACCACCGGGGCAGCGGCGUGCACAACCACGGGGGAGGCGGGCGCGGGUUCGGCGGCCGCGGGCACAACGGCGGGCACGGCUACGGCCACCACUACAACGGGAACGGCGGCGGGCGCGGGGGCCGGGGCGGCCACCACCACCGCUGGAACGACUACGGACGAGGCGGCCACCACCACGGGUACGGCUACGGGGGCGGCCACCACCAGCAACAAGGGUACGGCUACGGGGGCGGCGGCCACCACGCGUACGGGUACGGGUACGGCGGCGGCGGCGACGGGAUGUUCCACCACAACUACGGCGUCCCCGGCUACGGCAUGGGCCCGAGCCGCCCGCUGCCGGUGCCGCCCACGAGCCACCCCCACGCGCCCGGCAUCGCGCCAGCGCCAGCGCCGUCCACGAGCCACCCCCACGCGCCCGGCCCCGGCUUGGUCCCGGACGAGCGGCCGCGCUGGAUAACGCUGAUGGCGCCGCGGAGGCGGCCCCCGGUCAUCCCGCCGCCGCUGCGGGCCGCGGAGGCGGCCGCCCGCGAGGUGGUGCUGCGGCUGCACCCGACGGAGGAGGCGGAGCGGCGCCGGCACAAGGUCAUCGACUACGCCAAGAACCUCAUCGGCACCACCUUCGGGUGCGAGGUGUUCCCGUUCGGGUCGGUGCCCCUGAAGACGUACCUCCCCGAUGGUGAUGUCGACAUCACCAUAAUCACGAACACCAACUUGGACGACAGCUUCGUCCAGGACGUCUGUUGUUUGCUCGCAACCGAACAGAGCAGCGACGAUGCCGAGUUUGCGCUGAGGGACAUUCAGGUCAUCAACGCAAAGGUCAAGAUAAUCAAAUGUGUUAUCGACAACCUUGUGAUGGACAUCUCCUUCAACCAAGUCGGCGGUGUGUCCACCCUCUGUUUCCUUGAGCUGGUCAACAAAGAGGUCGGGAAGGACCAUCUCUUCAAGCGGAGCAUCAUCCUGAUCAAGGCUUGGUGUUACCACGAGGGUAACAUUCAUGGAUCUAACCAUUGGUUGAUGUCUACGUACGCAUUGGAGGUGUUGAUUCUGUACAUCUUCAACCUUUUCCACAGCUCGAUACAUGGCCCUUUGCAGGCCCUCUACAAGUUUCUGCUGUACUACAGCAAGUUUGAUUGGGACAACCAGUGCCUUACUUUAAAUGGCCCUGUCCCCCUGCGCAACGACGCUGCUGGGCUUGCUGCCGCAAAUGAGGAAUUACUGCUGAGCAAGGAGCCCCUCAAGCGCUCACUGCGUAAGCUUUUUGAGCUUCCAGCAGAUUCUGAUAGGCGUGACCCAGACUUACGCCUGAAGUACCUCAACAUUGUUGACCCCUUGAAGGGGGAUAACAACCUCGGCACAAGUAUCAGCGAAGCAAACUCUCGUGUCAUCCGGGAUGCCUUUGCAGCUGGCGCAGAGAAGCUCGGAAAAAUUCUCAGGCUGCCUUGCGAACGUAUUGCGGAAGAAGUCUAUGUGUUUUUUACACAUACGUUGCGUAAACAUGGACGGGGCGAAAGGCAGGACCUUGGAGAAAGUGUGUCCCAGUCCAUGCCUGAGCCUGGAAAUGCACGUGGCGAAGAUGUGUCCGGCCUCGGAACUUCUUGCAUGGAUGAAGACGAAAAGAGAAUUCAUCGGAUCUCAGGUUCAACCAACUUCAGGAGCCACUCCGAUCUAUCCUCUUCCUCGGAGAAUGGUCACGAGGUUCCUGGUUCUAACCCUUUUAACGGGUCAAACCGGAACGGUGUCCAUCAAGAGAAGGUGCAGCUUCCUCCUUUCACGCCGGUGAACCUACUGGACCUCUCAGGGCAUGUGAAUUUACACAUGAGAUGCAUACGAAGUGUUCAGUACAACUUGGAGGCCAUGCACGAUAAGCUCCUCAAGUCGGUUAUAGAGGCGUCUUCAGCAGGUGUGCUGGAUGAGGAUCGCUUUGUAGUUCCACCUCUGCGCCCUGCUCCGAGGCCAACUUCAUGCCCGCGGCCGCCUCCUUCUCUCGGCACGGCAGUUGUUCCUCGGCAACCGAUCACUGAGCGCCAAGUUGAACCGGAAUAUCUGCCGUCACCUUGUACCCACAUUCCACCCAAUGGAUUCUCGGCCUAUCCCCCUUUUGCUGGUCCUUGGUUUCCAAACACCGAGGACAUGUCUCAGACUUAUGGAGCUAGCACUUACGUGCAUAACAUGAACUACUCGAUGCCUUUCGGAAUAGAUGCUUUCUCCAGCGGGGUGGCAUUCUAUCCAGCUAUGUGGGAUUUCCCUCAAUCACGUGGAACAGGCACAUACAUCCCCAGAACAGGUUGGAACAGGGACAAGUCGUGGAAUGAUAGGGGAAGGAUGCAAAGGCAGCGGCAAUCAGACCGGGGUUACGGAGAAGGGAGACCGGAUGUUACCUCAAGCAAUGGGCAUGUUGCGGGCGCAAGCGCAGCAGGACUAACAUUGACGAUGCGAGGUAACCCACACCAGGGUGCCUCUUCAAGCACAACCCCUUCAAGCAACAAUGAGCAGAGGUCUGAGAAUGGGUGGGUGGUGACACGGAUGCCGCCGAGGAUCACGAUUCCUCGUCAUGGCAGUGGCAGCCAUCCCUCUUCACCUGCUGUGGUGAUCACACCUGUCGUCACGGCGGAACAGCAUGGGAACUUGGAGUUCGGAACCAUGGGGCCUUUCUCAGUGGCUCGUCAAAACUCCGUGUUCGAUGAACAAUUCCCUGCUCUCCAAGAAACAACAAGGCAGGGACAACAAGGCCCACAGAGGAGCCCCAGGCCAGGCGCGGGUGCAACCCCCAGGAGCUGGCCUGCAGAAGCCUCUGGGUCAGCAAUGCAGAGCCCUAGACCCGGUGUGACUAUGAGCCAAAGCUGGCCCAACCUGCCGGCACAUAGCCCCAUGCCUGUUGUGCGUACAAUCCAGAGCUGGCCCCACGUGCCAUCCCCCAGGCCUGGUGUGGGUGCGGCCCAAAAUGGGCCCGUAGGAUCCCCCGCUGCCUCCACAUCGCAGAGCCCUCGGCCCGGUACCAGUGCGGCCGAAAACAGGGCUGCCGGGCCUUACCAGCUGCAAGACGAUGCUGACUUCCCUCCCCUGGCGACCGAGAACCCGUACGAUGCUGACUUCCCUCCUCUCCAAGCUGCGGCCCGCCGCUGACAUGACGCUCGCAGUCGCGGCACAUGGUAGAGUUGAGAUGACAUACAACUAAUCGUGACGGUGCAAGGGGAGAGCUUAACUUCAUGACUUGGUUGAGGGGAUGGUGUGCUCGAGGAGAUGGAGCAGGAUUUUCAUGCGGCGGCAUAAACAAACAAUUUGGAUCGAUGCUAUCCGUGGUGAUAGCAUGUUUAUCUCUGUGUUGUAAAAACUCUAAUAAUUCCGGUACAUUUUAUCGCCGUUGUUAAUUAUCUGUAGUGUAGAAGAGGGCGGCCUCUAGUGCAGUGCAAUGCAAGCGCUGGCUGCACCCUCCGUAGCUUUAUAUAUGCAUAACCCAAAAAAAUUAGCAAAAAUAGAAAAUGACAAAAAAAUGUAGCCUUUGUAGAUCAGACAUUUAGCAUUUAUAAAAAAGAAGAAAAAAAGUAGUUAGAAAACAAUGCCUCUCUUUGUUUCCGUGUGGAAUGCUGGUGUGUUCUUUUCCAUGAUCAUCAUGAUUUA
Molecule: messenger RNA, 3645 nt
Organism: Triticum dicoccoides
Lineage: Eukaryota; Viridiplantae; Streptophyta; Magnoliopsida; Poales; Poaceae
Exons: 12
Coding region: 1-3150 (1049 amino acids)
Source: RefSeq, a predicted model, not a curated record